CCUAGGGGGAACCUGAAACUCUCACAUUCCUGGCAUAGCAGCCGCCUCCAGCGCGGGCCGACCCUGGGGCUGCGCGCUGGGGCGCGAACAGCCAGAGCGUCGGCGCCAGGGCAGAGAGCACAUCUCCGCCCUGAGCCGAGCGGAGCCGAGGCGGGCUGUGCGGUCGUCGGGUCCGACUGCGCGGGGCACCCGCGGGCCGCAGCGGCUACCCUCACCGGCUCGCCCCAGGCGCACCGGCGGCUACGGGUGCUCGUGCUCGGCGCGGUGCGAUCCGCUUUGGAGACUCUGGUUCCUUAAGCGCGUGGGAGCCCAGGCCAAGGCCAGAGGUGCAAUUCCUCUUUCUACCUGUUCACUUUGCAAAGCGCCUGCCAAGGUCAUCCUGUGACAGAACUCCAGAUUCAUUCAUUCUAUCAGCAACCCUUGAUGAGGCAGAGCCCAGAUUUGUCCUCUUGUUCAAGGAGAGUGAGAGAAGUGGGCAGAGGGCUCAGGAGGGCAGAGGGUGCUAGGGUGAUUGUGCCGAGGCUAGACUUGGGCAUGCUUCCUUCUUCAAAAGGUCCUAGGAGCAUUUUCCUAGGACUUCUACUGGACUGUGCUCACUCUUUAUCACCUGCUAAUAAACUGGGGUCCUUCCAGCUUAGGACUGGUUAGUAAAGUGGUUAGAUCUGAACUAGGCCUAGCCUGGAGUCAGUCAUUAGGCUGUCUGAUAGGUGGCUGACUGUAGGGGGCUGUGGUUCCUGGUAGAUUGCCUUCUGGCUUACUGUUGUCUUUCUUCAGCCUUAGUUAAGUCUCCAUGAACACCAUUAUAAUGUUAAUCAUUUGCCCAGUAUUUACCAAGAGCUCAAGAGCACUGCUUUUCAUUCUUAACUCUACUAGGCAAGUGGUAUUCUUUGCAUUUUUCUGAUGGAGAAACAGAGGCUCAGAAGUUAGGGAACCUGCCUUAAUCAGUAGGUAGCAACAUGAACCCCCAGCCUAGGUCUUCACCUGUCUGCUUUCAACCAGAUUGUAAUAAUAGAAAGUUCUCCCUUUUCACAUGGGCUCCUGCUGAUUGCUUUUCUGUCUCUUUCCUUUGCCAGCUGCUCUGGGGCCAGGUGUUGCUGGCCAUUGUCCAGGCAGGUGGGUGCCAGCCGAAGAAGCAUGAGGACGCUGGAAGACUCCUCGGGGACAGUCCUGCACCGCCUCAUCCAGGAGCAGUUGCGCUAUGGCAACCUGACUGAGACCCGCACGCUGCUGGCCAUCCAGCAGCAGGCUCUGCGGGGUGGGGCUGGAGCUGGAGGCACAGGGAGCCCCCAGGCCUCCCUAGAGAUCCUGGCACCUGAGGACAGUCAGGUGCUGCAACAGGCUACGAGGCAAGAGCCCCAGGGCCAGGAGCACCAGGGUGCUGAGACCCACCUGGCAGAGAACACCCUCUACCGGCUAUGCCCACAGCCCAGCAAGGGCGAAGAACUGCCCACCUAUGAGGAAGCCAAAGCCCACUCACAGUACUAUGCAGCCCAGCAGGCAGGGCAGCGGCCACAUGUUGGGGACCGGGAUCCUCGCGGGGCUCCUGGAGGCAGUCGGCGGCAGGAUGAGGCUCUGCGGGAGCUGAGGCAUGGGCAUGUGCGCUCCCUGAGUGAACGGCUCCUGCAGCUGUCCCUGGAGAGGAAUGGCGCCCGCGCCCCCAGCCACAUGAGCUCCUCCCACAGCUUCCCACAGCUGGCCCGCAGCCAGCAGGGACCCCUACCCAGGGGCCCCCCUGCUGAGGGCCCGGAGCCCCGUGGACCCCCACCUCAGUAUCCACACGUCAUGCUAGCUCAUGAGACCACCACUGCUGUCAGUGACCCGAGGUACCGGCACAACAACCCACACUUCCAGCAUGCUGAAGUCAGGAUCCUGCAGGCCCAGGUGCCUCCUGUGUUCCUCCAGCAGCCACAGCAGUACCAGUAUUUGCAGCAGCCCCAGGAGCACCCUCCACCUGCACAUCCAGCCACGCUCAGCCAUGGCCCCCUGGGCACCCUUGGUCCACCUGGGGUAGAAGGGCCAGCAAGUGCCCAGGCUUCCUCGGCCACCUCAGGCAGUACCCACCUGGCCCAAAUGGAGGCUGUGCUAAGGGAAAAUGCCAGGCUGCAGAGAGACAAUGAGAGGCUGCAGAGGGAACUGGAGAGCUCAGCGGAGAAGACUGGCCGCAUUGAGAAGCUGGAGAGUGAAAUCCAGCGGCUCUCUGAGGCCCAUGAGGGCCUGACAAGAACCUCUUCCAAACGCGAGGCCCUGGAGAAGACCAUGCGGAACAAGAUGGACAGUGAAAUGAGGAGGCUGCAGGACUUCAACCGGGAUCUCAGAGAGAGAUUGGAAUCUGCAAAUCGCCGUCUGGCAAGCAAGACACAGGAGGCCCAGGCGGGCAGUCAGGACAUGGUGGCCAAGCUGCUUGCUCAGAGCUAUGAGCAGCAGCAGGAGCAGGAGAAGCUGGAGCGAGAGUUAGCACUGCUGCGCGGCGCCAUAGAGGACCAGCGGCGGCGGGCCGAGCUGCUGGAGCAGGCCCUGGGCAAUGCGCAGGGCCGGGCAGCUCGAGCUGAGGAGGAGCUACGCAAGAAGCAGGCCUAUGUAGAGAAGGUGGAGCGGCUGCAGCAGGCGCUUGGCCAGCUGCAGGCCGCCUGCGAGAAGAGGGAGCAGCUGGAGCUGCGUUUGCGGACACGCCUGGAGCAGGAACUCAAGGCCCUGCGUGCACAGCAGAGACAGGCAGGUACCCCCAGUGGUGGCAGUGGCAGUGCUGGGUCCCCAGAGCUCAGUGCCCUGCGGCUGUCAGAACAACUGCGGGAGAAGGAGGAGCAGAUCCUGGCACUGGAGGCUGAUAUGACCAAGUGGGAACAGAAGUAUUUGGAGGAACGUGCCAUGAGGCAGUUUGCUAUGGAUGCAGCUGCCACAGCUGCCGCCCAGCGUGACACAACCCUCAUCCGACACUCCCCCCAGCCUUCACCCAGCAGCAGCUUCAAUGAGGGUCUGCUUGCAGGUGGCCACAGACAGCAGGAGAUGGAAAGCAGGUUAAAGGUGCUCCAUGCCCAGAUCCUGGAGAAGGAUGCAGUGAUCAAGGUCCUUCAGCAGCGCUCCAGGAAAGACCCUGGCAAGGCCACCCAGGGCUCCCUGCGGCCCGCCAAGUCAGUGCCGUCUGUCUUCGUGGCUGCAGCGGCAGGAGCCCAGGCCUGGCAAGGGUUUUCGGCUAAUGAGAGGCAAGCAGAUGCCUCUGCUCGGCUGGCUACAGCAGACAGGGCACCCACAGAGGAGCCAGGAGCCACAGCUCUCCUCCCUGCCCAUGCCAAACAUGGGAGCAGAGAUGGGAGCACCCAGACUGAAGGCCCACCAGAUAGCACCUCCACCUGCCUGGCACCAGAACCCAACAGCCCUCUGGGGUGCAGCAGUGGCCAGAAAACAGCCUCUCUGGACUCUGUAGCUACAUCCAGAGUCCAGGACUUACCGGACAUGGUGGAGAUAUUGAUCUGAAGGAGAUGGUGCUUGGGGACUCUGAGCCAUUCCCUCCCCUCCUCAGCCCUCUGCCUUUCUCCGCCUUUCCAGCAGCCCUCUCCAAUUGCUGUCCUCUCACUGGUUCACAUUGACCACCCAGUCAGGGAGCUCAGGAGGAAUGCUACGGGAGAGAGGAGAGCUGUGAAAGUACCAGCGCCCCAGAAAACUUUGCUUCUCAGCCCACAUUCCUCCCAGGCCUAUGGAGAAUGAAGAUUCAGCCUCUACCUGUCGCCCAAGGCUUGCUGCUAGACUGGCAACUGAAAGCUUGGAAAGGAGCUGGGCCCCUCCCUCACCAGCUGGCACUCAGACAGGGAAGGAGGGGAUAUACUGGUCUGGAGAGCAGAAUUCCAAGGACGGCUGCCCCUGGACACCAGGUGGCUGGUGGACUAAUCAAGUCAGCAUGUUGUUCUCUGGCUGAGUAUGGUCCAAGCCCACCUCAUCUGCCCUUCAGUUCCUCACUGCCUCCUUGGAAUCACUAAGACUUGAAUCUUUGGGGGACAAUUGAGUGUUAGUUUUGCAGAAGCCACUGCCUUACCUCUCCCUUGGUGUGGGUUAGGGGUCCAUCUGAGUGGGAGACAGUGUGCAGUUUGUAUAUAAUUCCCUUUCUGUGGAAUGGAAGAUUGAGGCAUGCUGGUUCAGAUUUGUCUCCUCCACUGUGCUCUCCUGUCCCUGCUGCCACAGUUCCUGGAACUUCUGACUGGCCUCCCAGUUAUUCCUCCUCAACUUCUUGGCCCGUGGAUUUUAAUGCAGGAUUUUGGCUGUCUGCUCCUCUGGUCUUGAGCCCUGUAUUAAAUACCCAUGGGAACCCCAUCACCAGCCUCUUGAAAUGGCUCCACAGCUCUUGUCCCUGGGACCUCCUAUCAGUUUUGGUUCUAAGCCCUGAGCCAGAUGAAAUGAGCCACCACAUGAGGAUAUCCGCCAUGCCCUCAUGAGGGCUUGGGUGGCCUUCCUUGCCCUACACCAGUUCUCUCUGAGGAAGCAGGAGAAAUGUCUUGUUCUCAGAAGUCUCUUUGUUCCUACCUGGAGGGCUUGGGACAGGGAGCUAUGCUGUUGAAAACUGGUUAAUGAGCUAGAAGAUAUGACUCAAACAGUCCUGAAUGGAGCCCCCAUUCCAACAUGGCGCCCAUGGGGCUGGGUCCUCACGCCACGCAGGCCCAGCGCCCUGAAGCAAGGCCAGAUAUUCUGGAAUUGGGGUGAAGCACCCACAUGGCAGCCUAUCAACAGCAGUGACGGACUUCUAGUCUUAAAAGAGUCCCCCAGUUCAGCCCCAGGAACUAUUGGUGGAUUUUAGCAGUUUAGUCUUUAAUGUUUUUAGGUUUUCUUGAAUCUUUGGGUUUUUUUUUUCCCUUAUUGUUUUUAGGUUGUGUAUGUGUUGUUUUAUUCCCAUGGUUCCUCAAGUUUCCUUUUUAAACAUUUGCAUUUGCUGGACAAUUGCAUAUUUUUUUUAAUUCCCCUACCCCUGCUUAAAGCUGAAAAAUACAUUUGGUUCAUGUGCAUUGUUUACAAAGCAAAAAGAAAAAAGGCAAAAAAUAUUGUGAAAGAAAAAAAAACCAACUUAAUAUAUUUUGGAUUAAUAUUUGGUAUUUCUUUUAAAGUAUUUUUUGUGCUGUGAAUGUUUUCUGCCAAAGACCAUGAUGUGUGUCUGUAUGUUUAAGUUAUCGUGAAUAUUUAAAAUGUAAACAUGGCUGUUUUGUUAUGCCACCCUGUACCAGGAUUGCUGCUGCAUUCCACUGGGUAUAACAGUAUUUUAAUAAAAAAAAAUUGUUAAAAGUG
Messenger RNA from Nycticebus coucang (slow loris), 5265 nucleotides. It is a transcript of the gene AMOTL2, whose product is annotated as angiomotin like 2. The record is from RefSeq and is a predicted model, not a curated record. Bases 1135 to 3471 code for a protein of 778 amino acids. NCBI's taxonomy places the organism in Eukaryota, Metazoa, Chordata, Mammalia, Primates, Lorisidae. Gene Ontology annotation, biological process: actin cytoskeleton organization; angiogenesis; hippo signaling. The transcript is spliced from 11 exons. Gene Ontology annotation, cellular component: plasma membrane; bicellular tight junction; cytoplasmic vesicle.